AUGAAAGUCCGCACGGAGAACCCAAAAUCCUUUCGCGACUUUAAGCUCAGUUCCUUCGAUUGCUUUGGCACCUUGAUUGACUGGAAUGAAGGUGUCUAUAAAGCGCUUGAGCCAAUUCGGUCUCGCCUCCCAGAGUCACACCCACUAUACACGGAUCGACGAGGGUUUCUUUCAAAAUUCAGCUCAUUCGAGGUGCCUUUGGUGAUCAACAACCCUAGAGGGAUUUACUCCACUUUGCUUUCAGAAGCGUACAUGAAGUUGGCCCGAAAUUUUGGCCAGACGCCAACCGAAGAAGAGGGCAAGGCAUUCGGUGCCUCGGUUGGCGACUGGCCAGCCUUUCCGGACUCGGUUGCCGCCUUGAACUCGAUGAAGAAGCACUACAAGCUUGUGAUCCUGUCUAACGUGGACCGUACCAGCUUCGCAAAGGUGCUCGCGGGGCCGCUUGCCGAAGUCGAAUUCGAUGCCGUGUAUACGGCCGAGGACAUCGGUUCGUACAAGCCGGACAUUAACAAUUUUGAGUACCUACUGUCGCAUGUUGAAAAGGACUUUGGUUUGAAGAAGGAUCAAAUUCUGCACACUGCCCAGAGUCUCCGUGCCGACCACGCCCCCGCUAAAUUGAUUGGUCUGGACAGUGCCUGGAUCGUCCGAGGCGACGAGGGAUUCGCCAUGGGAGGCGAAUGGGCCGACUACGACGGAAAGAUCGAAUACACCUGGAAGUUCGAAACCAUGGAAGAAAUCAGUAAGGCGGUAGAGAAGGAUUUUAGACAACAAAAUACUGCGUGA
Messenger RNA from Exophiala bonariae, 783 nucleotides. RefSeq lists its product as uncharacterized. The transcript is spliced from 2 exons. The record is from RefSeq and is a predicted model, not a curated record. Lineage: Eukaryota; Fungi; Ascomycota; Eurotiomycetes; Chaetothyriales; Herpotrichiellaceae. The coding region runs from base 1 to 783 and encodes 260 amino acids.